GAGCUGGGGAGGAGAUUUCAGGGUACCAGUCAUGUUUCUGAUAUGGAUUUUCAUGCUUUCUGCUGUUCCAAAUGCCUUUUCUGCCAGCUCCAUUUUCUGCCCGGACCCAAAGGCCAGCAACCAGAGCGCCGAUCAUGUGACUGAUUGUCUGGGCCAGCGCUUCUCCUGGCUUCACUCCAUCUUCGAUAAUUUCCCUUCGCUGCUGCAUUUUGCACUGAAGUUGCGCUGUGCGACGGGACUCUGUCCACGUGACCUGGAAGACUACGGCUGCUCCUGCAGAUACGUUCCCUCUGGAAACCCUGUGGAUCCUCUGGAUGUCUGCUGUGAGACUCACAGGAUGUGUUACCAGAAUGCUGCCCCCUGCAGGCAGCAGCUGCCUGCGCUCCCAGACAACUUCACCUGUUCAGCAGCAAACAGCAGCUGUGAUGCUGGUGACUGGUGUGAGCAGAGGUUCUGUGAAUGUGACAAAGCCGCCAUCGACUGCAUGACUUACAGCUCGUACAACUCGAGCCUGAGAGGCCUGGCACACUCGUCCUGCUCUGCUGCAAAUCAAACAGAUGUGACCAGCGAAGCCUUCAGAGGAGCAGAUGUUCUCUCAGCAGGAAACGACUCUGUGAGCUACCAGCUCUCCAGCUCCUCGCUCCUGUCAGCAGCAGAGAUGGACCCACUAAUGACCAGCAGGGUGGACAACCAGAGUGACACCGCUGGCGUGAACGUUGACCUCAUCACCCCACCGCCGGGGCCGCCCCUCCUGCUGACGCCUGCUGAAGAGUUUGAGGAAGGUGAAGGUGGUGCAGAGGAGGUAGAAGAAGAACAAGAAGCGCACACGAGUUUCAUCUCCAAAGAUUUGAAUGAGGCUGUGACAGAGGAAGCACUCAGGCUGGGCGAGAUAAAUCAGAAUGAGACGACCCACAGUCCUUCAGCAAUCAGCCCCGAAACGCUGAGCGAAGCACAGCCGACCGAACUCUCUGCACUGAGCUUUGGAGAUGGAAACACGGAGAUGUCUUCAAUACCUGCGACUUCUCACGCUGCCGUCACACCUUCGACUCCAACUACAACUUCUCUGAGGACUACAACUCCCAGAGAGCCGACACCAGCUGGCCAGGAGGAGGAGGAGUCGUCUGAGGAAGGUUUGGCCACAACUUCAUCACUAAAUUCAGCAGAAGCACAAGUCAGCAGAUCAGAGGAAAUAACCAGCACAUCCAGUGCAAAGCCCUCAAAGUCAUCUGAGGAAGAGCAGGAUGGAGAGGAACAGGAAGCUUCACAUGAGCACGGUGGAGGAGGUGUCACCUUCACGUUCACACCAGCAACACCUUCAGCCUCAGAGGACGGAGGCGAGCAGGUUGUCAGCACAACUGAAGGACAAGCGACUCAGAAAUCCACGAACUCGCCGUCGACCCCAACGAGAGGCGACUCUCAGACGACCUCCGUCAGAGCCGGGUCAGAGAUCGGCUCGUCCACCCGACCCGCGGCCGUCAGAGCCGGGUCAGAGAUCGGCUCGUCCACCCGACCCGCGGCCGUCAGAGCCGGGUCAGAGAUCGGCUCGUCCACCCGACCCGCGGCCGAGUCUGAGGAGGAGCUGCAGGAACAGUCUGAGGAAGCUCCAUGUGUGGAGGGAGAGGCGGCAGGCAGCUCGCAGCAGGAGCACACAGACGACCGGGACAUGGCUCAGAAGAGGACCGUGCCGUACUUCGCCUGGUCCCUGCUGGAGUCCGUGGGCUUGACCGACAUCCAGCUGCAGCCGGACAGCAAAGAAUGCAGCCGCUCCUUCACCGUGUACGGCGGCGACGGCCGAGCCGCUCGGGAGAUGGCGGCUCUCGGCGAGAUGCUCCACUGCCUGACCGGGCGAUGUCCACACGAGUACGAGAUGUACGGCUGCUACUGCGGCCAGCAGCAGGGCGCAGGUCAACCCCUGGACCAGCUGGACAGGUGCUGCUUCUUCCAUCACUGCUGCCUGAUGCAGAUCAGCUCCAUGGGCUGCAGGUCGGACAGGAAGCUCAGCGCUCGGGUCUCCUGUGAGAACGGCAGACCACGAUGUCAGGGCGUCACGGUGUGCGACAAGCUGCAGUGUGUGUGUGACAAAACCACCGCAGAGUGUAUGGCGGCGGCACACUUCAACCACAGCCUGCCGUCGCAGCAGUGCCGCGGCCCCACGCCUCCCUGCCGCCGGGCCAGCAGACCCCCCAAACCACGGCUUUCCCCUCAGUCCAGCGAGGAGACGCAGGGAGGAAGCUCUGAGCUGGAGGACACAGACACACCUCCACCUCCACGAGUCCAACACAGUGAUGAAAGCUCUGACCUGAAGGAUGAAGACAAUCCUCCUGCCGCGUUGUCCGGCAGCGCCACACCUCCGCCGCCGCCGCCACCGCCACCGCCUCCUCCUCCCUCCAGCGUAGAGAGUCGAGGGCCGGUGACACACAGUGGGAUUCAAACCCACAACCACAGGCCGAGUGCAGGGCACAGCCAAGGUCUCCAACCGGCUGGGAGACCAGCAGGGCCCGAGGUAAAGGGUGAGGAGGAGGAGGAGGAGGAGGAGGAAGGAGGAGAGGAAGAAGAAGAAGAAGAAGAAGAAGAAGACUACAGGAACUAGAGGCGACUGCAACUUUGGAAGAUUUCAUCAGAUUAUUGUCAGAUUAUUUUUUCCCCCAUCAAGGAAAAUUGUAAUUUAAAGACAUGACAACAAAAAUGUUUACUGUGAAUAAAGACAUCAGAGCCAGAA
Messenger RNA from Scatophagus argus, 2719 nucleotides. It is a transcript of the gene oc90, whose product is annotated as otoconin 90. The transcript has 20 exons. Gene Ontology annotation, biological process: arachidonate secretion; lipid catabolic process; phospholipid metabolic process. Gene Ontology annotation, molecular function: calcium ion binding; phospholipid binding. Gene Ontology annotation, cellular component: extracellular matrix. The record is from RefSeq and is a predicted model, not a curated record. NCBI's taxonomy places the organism in Eukaryota, Metazoa, Chordata, Actinopteri, Scatophagidae. The coding region runs from base 32 to 2590 and encodes 852 amino acids.